AUGGAAGGAAGAACAAGUGUCGCAAACAAUUCGUCGACUACCUCUGCAGUUAAAGUUCCUACAACUUAUGUCUCACCAUUCUCAAAACCCUUACGACCUCCUAUAAUACCAAAACAACUUCCUCAUACAAUUGCAAACAAAUUGUUGGACAAUUCAAGACAAUCUACUCAAGAAAAUACCAUACAAACAAACGAAACAACAGAUACAGUUGUACCAGACACAACAGGACAAGUUUUACAGUCUUCUCCAAUUGCAAACCAAUUGUCCAACAAUUCAAGACAAUCUACUCAAGAAAAUACCAUACAAACAAACGAAACAACAGAGGAACAACCAAGCGCGUCAUCGAUGACGACAAGGUCCCAGAUGAGAUACCUCGCGUUCGCGAAGCAAUUUCAAUCAGGAGAUACAGAAAAUACAGAAGAAAACACUACCAUAUCUGAACGUGUUCGCAGGCAAUAUGCUAAAAAAAGACUUCAACUCCUUGAAAAACUCAAAAACCAAUGGGGAAUUCAAGACGACACCGAUUAUUCGGAAGUGUUUCAGUCUGUUAUGGAUAGUUUGCAACCAGUUGAAAAUGAAGUUAAAGACCCAGGUGUUCUCGUGGACUUGUUUGUUCAAUACUUGCCUGUUACAGCAAACCUAAUUGCACUACAAGCCAUCGACCAAUUUAUUAGACUUUUCCCCAAAAAUAUGCAAACUUAUUUGCAAAAUGUGAAAAUUGCUGAGUAUGUCAGCAUAUAUCCCAAUACCUACAACUAUCUCGAAGAAUUGGAUGAGUAUGGGCAAAGGUCCUUUUACGUAUACUUUUUUACCAAUCCAGGACAGUCAAAACGGUUAUAUUGUAUACAAUCUUUACCAGAAUUUCAAGACAAUUUCCAUGUCAUAUCCACUAUAGCAUUAGAUACACCAGAAAGAGUUCCCUACGGUAGCAAAGUUAGUAUUUCAAGCUUCCCGAAAGCUACCAAAGGACAUCCUAUAAAAUUGGCAGAAUUCACUCAUUCAAAUUGCCAAUUCAAACAGGAUGUUGAGUUUGUAUUCUUACACGAUACCACAUUCAUAAUACAGACACCUCCAGAUGGACUCUACAAAGUAUUUAUAGCUGGACACGUAGCACCAGAUGACGAAGAAGAAGUCGAGGAAAUUAUAUCUUCGGAUAAUGAAGAGGAACAAACAUUUGAAGAUGUUAAAGACUCAGAUUAUACUGAGUAA
Trichomonas vaginalis G3 is the source of this 1209-nucleotide messenger RNA. RefSeq names its product attachment subunit-related family. Bases 1 to 1209 code for a protein of 402 amino acids. The record is from RefSeq and is a predicted model, not a curated record. The transcript has a single exon. NCBI's taxonomy places the organism in Eukaryota, Parabasalia, Trichomonadida, Trichomonadidae.